Molecule: messenger RNA, 6001 nt
Organism: Engraulis encrasicolus (European anchovy)
Lineage: Eukaryota; Metazoa; Chordata; Actinopteri; Clupeiformes; Engraulidae
Gene: col17a1b
Product: collagen, type XVII, alpha 1b
Exons: 51
Coding region: 90-4493 (1467 amino acids)
Biological process (GO): extracellular matrix organization
Molecular function (GO): extracellular matrix structural constituent conferring tensile strength
Source: RefSeq, a predicted model, not a curated record
GAGGAGGAGGAUUAGGAGGGUUGUUGUCUCGCGCAGGAGGUUCGACCAGUGGAGGUGGUGGAGGAGAUGGAGGAGUUGGAGGAGGGAGGAUGGCGUUCAGCAGCUCAUCGGGACAAGGCAUGGGCUCCAAGACCAGGAUGAGCUCCUCAGGGGGUGGGAGACGAGGACCAGGCUCCUCCUCCUCUCUUAGCCACUCCCCCGUCUUCCUGGAAAGGAAUGUGAUGGCCAGCCACUCCAGCCACUACGACGGAAGCUCAAGUGGAAACUCUUCACCAGAGUUAGCAAGAAAGGAUUAUGCUUCCACUAGAGGCCGAAGUCAGAGCAGAGAGAGUGAGAUUCGAGCUCGCCUGCAGAGCACCUCACCAUCCGGACGAUGGACAGAGUUGGAGGAUGUGAAGCGUCUGCUGAAGGGAGGCCGCUCCUCCAGUGUGAGCCCCACGCGCUCCUCCACCUCCUCUACCCUCCCCGUCCCCCGCAAGGCCAGUGUGGAGGUCCGAGCACCAGCAGAGGGCUCACAGUCAGUGUCUGGGCAGUAUGAGCCUCCCAUGCUAGACUCCGCCCUCACCUCGUACACCUGGACAAGCUCCACCCUCCCCUCAGGAACCAACCUCGGCACCGCCUACGGUUACCAGGGCAACAACAACCUGUCGACAGGCUCAUCACUGCUCAACACCACCUCUCCAUCUUCCCUCUCAGUGUAUGGUUUCCAGAAUAAUCUUGUGUCAACAACGACUGGCAGUGCUCUGACGUCCAAUGGGGUGAACACUCAUACAGGUGUUGGUCAAGGUUUUGGUGUCCAGAAGAAUGUGUCUCAGGGAAUAAACAGUGCAGGAGUCGUCAGCACAGGAGUAUCCACUUCCACAGCUGUGUCCACAUCCAGGUCCCUGAGUGAAGACGUUCCCAGGAAGUAUGUGCUGCUGGAGAAGGAGAACAUCCCAGUGAAGCGAGACACGGAGGUGCUCAUCCUGACCAAGGACAGCGGCUCAUUCUCUGACGACUCUUUGAAGAAGGAGAAGGUCAUAUCUGGCAGUUACUCCCAGGCAGCACCAGUCAAAUCCAGCUCGGCAAACACUUACUAUGCGUCAUCCGGGGUGGCAACCAAAGACAAAGCUACUUAUGCAGAGAUCCAGAAGGAGGAGGAGGAUGGGGCUGGCGCUUGUGGCUGUUUCCCCAGCUGCUGCUCCUGGUGGAAGUGGCUACUGGGACUACUGCUGGGCCUGCUGCUGCUGCUCGGACUGCUGUUUGGACUCAUUGCACUAGCUGAGGACGUGAAGAAGCUCAGGGCGCGCGUGGAGGCUCUGGAGGGCAGCUUCACCUCCUCGGCCCGCACCAGUCGCCUCAUGUCCAAUAACGAGGUGCACACGCUGCACUCCCAGUCCGGCGUGCACUCCCAGGCAGGCGUUCACAACAUGGACGCCAUCGGCCGAGCGGACAACACCCUCAACCUAGGAGCGGCACUUCCCACCGACACCGCAUCUCUGCAGGGACUCAUACAGCAGCUGCUGAGAGCAGAGCUGCAGUCAGAGGCGGUCCGAGCAACAUUAGCGUCUUCUGUAAGAACAGAGAGGGGCCCGCCAGGUCCAAAAGGUGACUCAGGAGCUCCUGGACCAAAAGGAGACAGUGGUUUCCCUGGGUUGCCAGGUGCACCUGGGCUGAUGGGAUCACCAGGGCAUGAGGGAGCAAAGGGACAGAAGGGAAGUGCUGGGGACCAUGGGCCUGAGGGGCCCCAGGGUCUGAGGGGCCGAGAGGGACCACCCGGACCUCGUGGGGAUGCUGGACCUCCAGGGUUCAGCACUAAAGGAGAGAGAGGUUCUCCCGGUGACCCUGGAUCACCUGGUCUUCCAGGAUCGAUUGGUGCUCCUGGACCCAAAGGUGCAAUCGGUACACAUGGCCCUGCUGGACCUCCAGGACUUCCUGGUUUCCGGGGUGAGCCCGGACCUGCUGGCCAAAAAGGCGACAGAGGGCCUGCUGGAUCACAAGGAAGUAAAGGUGACCGUGGUGACAACGGAGAAGUGGGUCGAACAGGUGCCGCUGGAUCUCCAGGCAAACAAGGACCCCCUGGAGAGAAGGGAUCAAAGGGAUCAUCGGGUCCUCAGGGAAGUGACGGUGAAAAAGGCCCCAGAGGUGACCAAGGACCAAUUGGACUGCCUGGUAUCAGAGGCCCCGCUGGACCCCCAGGGGAUACUGGACUCCCAGGGCAACCAGGCCUUCAAGGACCACCAGGACUUGCAGGAAAUCCCGGACAACCAGGAGCUAAAGGUGACACAGGAGCGCCUGGACAAGUCGUCAAUGCAGCUGGCUCCAAUGCGGUGGCGAUUCCUGGACCACCUGGCAGCGCAGGGGCUCCCGGGCCUCCUGGCGCACCUGGUCUAUCAGGCCCCAUUGGUCCUGCUGGACUUCCUGGACAACAAGGUCCUAAAGGAGACAGAGGAGACCAGGGAGACAAAGGGGACAAGGGCGACCGAGGAGAGCGAGGCGAGCCCGGCAUCACAGUUAAGACCACAGAGACCAUCCGUGCCUCCCAAGCAGAAAAGCAGUUUGGUGCUGCUGCAGCUGCAGGUCCGACUGGCCCACCUGGACCCCCCGGGCCUCCUGGGCCCCCUGGACAACCUGGCCGCACAGGCGACUCCAGACCAGGUGUACCAGGACCCGCAGGCCCGAGAGGAGAGCCCGGACCACCAGGCUACGGACGACCUGGCCCACGGGGAGAGAAGGGCGAGCCAGGCAGCUUUGUACCAAAUUCAGGAACAUUCUUUGCUGGGCCACCCGGUCCACCAGGCCCUGCAGGUCCCAAGGGAGCCGCCGGAACACAAGGACCAAGGGGAUACCAAGGAGAGCCUGGGCAGCCUGGGUUACCAGGAAGACCUGGAGAUUCAUCCAGAUCCUCAGCCUCAUCUUCAGACUUUGGAACGGCACGUGGACCACCCGGGCCUCCUGGACCCCCAGGUCAACCAGGACGAGACGGACGCAAAGGUGACCAAGGAUCUCCUGGCGCUCCUGGCUCUCCAGGGUACUCUAGAGAUUCAUCUUCAUCUCGUGGUCCUCCUGGUCCCCCUGGCCCCCCCGGAACUCCCGGAACCCCCGGCACACCUGGCCAAUCAGGUGGCUCCUACUCUGCCUCUCAGUUCCAGCGCUACAUUACUGACUACUUCCAAAGUGACAAUUCCAGGCAGUACCUGAGUAGUAUGCGGGGUCCUCCUGGUCCGGUCGGGCCUGCUGGUCCUCCCGGCUCUCCUGGUGCCCCUGGCUCUGGAGGAAGCUCUCUGUCAGUGGACGACAUGGCAACUCGUGUCAUUGCUUACAUCCAGCGUUCAGGCUUCUCUGGAGCCAGAGGUCCUCCUGGUCCUCCAGGUGCCCCCGGGACUCCAGGAACAUCGUCAGGUUCAAUCUCUACAAAUGACAUCAUCGCACUGCUGCAGAGGGAUGAUGUGAGGCGUUACGUUGUGGGUCCCGCUGGUCCUCCUGGAGCUCCGGGUUCACCUGGUGCUGGGGGAGGAGCCUCCUACAACACACAGGAAGUGGCCGAUUAUGUCAUCAGGAUUAUGAAUGAGCGUGGGUUGACCGGCAGACCUGGAGUCCCUGGGCCACCCGGAACACCUGGGUUACCAGGAACCGUCGGGGACAUCAACGCCUUGCUGGAGCGCUCUGGCUAUCGUAGCAGGAGUGGUCCUCCAGGGCCCCCAGGGCCUCCUGGCAUCCAGGGGCCACCCGGGCCAGAGGGGCCACCGGGCAGGACAACCGCACAAGGCAGCGCUGGCUACAGACUGGAGGAUAUCCAGGUCUACCUCAGGGAUUCAGGCUUUAGUGGUCGUCCUGGUCCUCCAGGCCCACCCGGGCCCCAGGGUCCCCCAGGAAGUGGCCAGUGGAGCGGAGGAUUCGGCAGCCGGGAGUCCAGGCAGUACAUCCGCACAGAGAUGCAGGACUACCUCAGGAGUGAUGAAGGCCAGCGAUACGUCUCCAGUCGCCAGGGGCCACCUGGUCCGCAGGGGCCCGUCGGCCCUCAGGGGCCUAAAGGGGACCGCGGUGAGCCAGGGCACACGUACUACUACGGUGACAGACGGGGCCAGGGCGGUGGCGGUGGAGUGGUGGCCGAAAAUGUAGACUACUCCAAUGUGGACUACUCCAAUGUGGCGCUGAGAGUCACUGACUACAUCAAGAACCAAGGCUUGCUCCAGAGUGUCAUCGACGAUGAGUAUCUCCGUGGCAACUCGAGAGGUGUGCAAGGUCCGCCAGGACCCCCAGGGCCUCCUGGAGUCAGUCGAGUCUUUGCUCAGUACGGCAACACCACCGCAGACCUCAUGGACUUCUUCAGAAGACAUGGUACCAUCCCUGGAGCUCCUGGAAGACCAGGCCACAAGGGAGACAGAGGCUACCCCGGGCCUAAAGGAGAGAGAGGUGUUCAAGGUCCCCCAGGUCUUCCAGGAAGCCCAGGAGCUAGAGGAGAGAGAGGUGAGGUGACGCUCACACGACGAAGGAGACACGCGGGAGUUUAAGAUACGAUCCUUAAUCACUACUGACACACUGACUGGCGAGACAUUUCACAGAGCAUCACGGAGGUGUGAGCUCAACAGCGUUGAGGUUCCUGCUUUACAUAGACUGUGUAGCUAUCUAGUGUUGUAUAGUAGAUCUGUACACUAAGGACUCUUUAGGGGACCAAGCCUAGACUGCAAGUGGGUGUGGGCCUUUUCUACGUGACACCAGACACCUUUGAUCAGUGAACACUGCAAUGCCAUUCAAAAUGCUAUAGGUUGCAUCUGGUGUCAGACAUAUACAGUAUACAGUUAUAGACACCACUGUUGUCUUCCUCAAACCGGUAGCCCUAUAUACCAGCUUCACAACGGAGAUAGUCCGAUGUCACAGUGGAAAUUGCUAAUAAGUUGCAUUUAAGUGUUUUGCCGAGUAGCUUGAUCAAAUUAUUUUUAACUCCUCAAAUUACCUGAUGUAGAGAAAUUAUCGAAUUACCUGUAAUGUAUAAUGUGUGAAUGUUAGCAUAAAAAUGUUUCCCAAACAGUUGUUUUUGCCACACUGCUUAGUUAAACAUGGCUAAUCAUAUUGACAAUAACACGCAACAGUGCCAAAGUGCUUGAGUAACAAAGUAACAGUUUGAGCAUGUGGUAAAUCCAUUUUUAUUUUAGGGCAGAUUCAGGUAAAUUGAGCUGGAUAAGCAUUGAGUGUUUCAUCUCUUUUAAUUCUACUGACCUAUCACCACAAAUUAAUUUCAAUUCUCGCAAUUUCUGUUUGCAUAUAUUUCAGACAAGACGAGUUACUGGGUUUAUUUGUAUGCUUUGCGGUCAUUAUAAUUAAGCAUGUUUUUUCUUUGAAACCACUUUAGGAUUUCUUUUCGAUGUUGUAUUUUUAUGAACAAACGUUUGUGCACUUACUGUAUGGUUGUAUUUAGUGAAAGAAAGAGAGAAAGCAGUCAUAUUUUUUACCACUGUGUUGUAUUUUUUAUACCUUUUUGAUGUAAAAUGCCUUUUUACGUAUAAAAUUUAUUGUAAUUGAAGUGAGUUCUUGCACUGCCAAAUGGGAAAAUUUGUAACUCUUUGCCAACACAAACACUUUUUAAAAUAUGUUAAUAUUCAUUAAAUUACAACUCUCACACGUUCCCACAAAAGACAAAAAUAAAGAAAUUACAUUUCAAUUCAGCUGUCAUUCAACCAUCUACAUAGUGUAUCGACUGUUGACAUAUUUUUUUGUAAUGUUAUUCAUUUUAACUUAAUAAAGUUUUACCAUAAAACCGAUGCCAUAAAAUACUCCUCUGUUCCCCCUCCUACCAUUACUACUACUUCAGACCUCAACACACACAGGCGUACAGCCCCACCCAGCAGUAUUGGCAGCACCCCUUAAUUUUAUCAACAAAAUCUCCAGAAAUAAAUGGAAAUAUACUAACUUAUGCCACCAGGAUAUUUUAAUAGGAUGUUCCGAGAUAUUUUUUUUAAACAAAUUCUUCAUAAAAUAAGAAAAAGGGCAUGUGCGCAAUUACAGCCUUCCAUGACCUUAU